This is a messenger RNA of Puntigrus tetrazona (Sumatra barb), 824 nucleotides long. Its product is annotated as cytochrome c oxidase subunit 4 isoform 1, mitochondrial. The transcript is spliced from 5 exons. Gene Ontology annotation, biological process: mitochondrial electron transport, cytochrome c to oxygen. Bases 157 to 678 code for a protein of 173 amino acids. The record is from RefSeq and is a predicted model, not a curated record. Lineage: Eukaryota; Metazoa; Chordata; Actinopteri; Cypriniformes; Cyprinidae.
GAGCUGGUUCCUGCCUCGCGCUCAUUGGUUGUUUCGGCUGAUAGAGACAGACACCUGACUCAAAAUCCACCCGCUACAAAAACCGAUCCAUGAAACCGUAAAGACAGAGCACGUAGGCAACUUCUUGUCGACAAGCUCGGACCUUCACAUCUCAAGAUGCUGGCCUCUUGUGCACUGGUGCGGGGACUGCAGUCUGGAUUUUGGAGGAGGCUGUCAACUUCAUCUGCUUCCUGGGCUGCGCACACUCACGAUGUUGAUGUGGUUGACUGCUCCGUUCCUCAGUACAACAACCGUCUGGACACACCAUUGCCAGAUGUUCCAUUUGUCCGAAAUCUCAAUGCCGAACAGAAGAAACUCAAAGAGAAAGAGAAGGGAUCAUGGACCCAGCUCACCAAGGAGGAGAAACUAGCUUUGUACAGACUCACACAUGAGCUGUCGUAUGCAGAGAUGAGGCAGGGUUCCAAGGAGUGGAUGACUGUCCUCGGGGGUAUCUUUAUCUUCCUUGGCUUCACAGGGCUGCUGGUGUGGUGGCAGCGUGUCUAUGUGUAUGGUGAUGUCCCACACACUUUGUCCGAAGAGUCAAUUGCCCAGCAGACGCAGAGGAUGAUAGACAUGAGAGUGAACCCCGUCCAUGGAUUCUCUCAUAAGUGGGACUAUGAAAAGAAACAGUGGAAAUAAGUAAUAAAUGCAUUCCGCCGUAAUGGUCUAAAAACGUAUCAGGAUUGCAUUAAAAAGGGGUUCCAAACCCAAUUACGCUGUGCAGCCGACAGCCUUAAAAUAUAUUCCAACGUGAAUCGAAAUAAAUGCACUGAAUUAAACCCUGA